GUUUGGCAGAAGUGAAUUAGUUUAGAUCUUAACACUCCGUUGUGGGUCAUAGAUACUGAGAUGUUUAGCAUUAGUGAACUGUGCUGCAUGUUCUGCUGCCCACCGUGUCCUGGACCAAUUGCUGCAAAACUAGCUUUUCAACCGCCUGAGCCAACAUACAAAUUGACUGCUGCCGAUGACACAAAUAUUAAAUACAAUUUACAGCUAUAUGAUCGUGCUGAGUGGCAGUACUCGGAACGUGAAAAAUCGAAAAUUGAGGCAUUUUUUACCCGUACAUCGCGUGGAAAUUUGAUCACUUGCACAUAUGUUCGUUGUAGCAAAAAUGCAAAAUAUACUCUGCUCUUUUCUCACGGAAAUGCAGUUGAUUUGGGACAAAUGAGUAGCUUUUAUUAUCUUCUUGGAUCACAAAUUAAUUGCAAUAUAUUUGGUUAUGAUUAUUCGGGGUAUGGCAUGAGCGGUGGAAAGCCUUCAGAAAAAAAUUUAUAUGCAGAUAUCGAAGCUGCUUGGCAAGCGAUGCGAACCAGGUUAAACAUUAGUCCAGAAACUAUAAUAUUAUACGGCCAAAGUAUAGGAACAGUUCCAACUGUUGAUUUAGCAUCACGUUACGAAGUUGGUGCGGUCAUACUUCAUUCACCCUUGAUGUCGGGUCUAAGAGUUGUUUUCAGGAACACAAAGAGAACUUGGUUUUUUGAUGCUUUUCCCAGUAUUGAUAAAGUUGCUAAAGUGAAAUCACCAGUUUUGGUUAUUCAUGGAACUGACGACGAGGUCAUUGACUUUUCCCAUGGAAUUGGUAUUUACGAGCGUUGUCCUAAGACUGUGGAACCAUUUUGGGUGGAGGGAGCUGGUCAUAAUGAUGUUGAACUACACCCGCAAUACUACGAACGAUUGAGAAAGUUUCUGUCCGUGGAGUUAAUUAAAUGACAAUUAAAGAUAAAUGUCGAUGGAAGUGUUUGUAAUAACACGUCUGAUGGAGCAAAUUAUUCGAAUCCUCUAACAGCAAACGUAAAAUUAAGUGAAAAACCUCCAACCACUCCGGACGCGACAGAAAA
This is a messenger RNA of Drosophila navojoa, 1049 nucleotides long. RefSeq names its product alpha/beta hydrolase domain-containing protein 17B. Gene Ontology annotation, molecular function: palmitoyl-(protein) hydrolase activity. Gene Ontology annotation, cellular component: plasma membrane; endosome membrane. Lineage: Eukaryota; Metazoa; Arthropoda; Insecta; Diptera; Drosophilidae. The record is from RefSeq and is a predicted model, not a curated record. Gene Ontology annotation, biological process: protein depalmitoylation.